AGUCUUCGAUAUAUCGUAGUAACCUUUACUAAAUGGUUUGCACCGCUCCGUCACCUGGUCAAUACUGCCACCUGGUGGUGCCGACCUGCAGAUAUCGUUUGUGUCACGUGUCCCAUUUCUUCUUUCCGGUCCAGACAAAUGUCGUUCUUGAAAGCUGCAAUAAUUAGCAUCCUUCAAAUUGACAAACUUUCUAAAGAUACGACACGUAUGUAGAGAUACGAUAAAAAAAGUGAAAUACGAUAAAAAAAAAGUGAAAAUCGUCACCAAGUGGAGAGCACGUGACAGGUUAUGACGUGGCUCGCUCCUCCUACGUGUUCUGUGUACGUUCGUGUGAGCGCCAGUGCGGGAAAAAGUGGACUACGAUGUGAGCUCGGGUAAAAGUAUUUUUAGCAAAUCGAACUUAUCCAGCCAGUCAGCUAUGGAUCCCUCGGAGGUAGAGUUCCUCGCCGAGAAAGAGACGGUGAAGAUAAUACCAAACUUCAGUUUGGAUAAGAUCUAUUUGAUCGGGGGUGACCUGGGUCCCUUCAACCCCGGACUGCCGGUCGAUGUUCCUGUGUGGCUGGCCCUCAACUUGAAACAGAGGCAGAAAUGUAGAAUAGUUCCUCCUGCGUGGAUGGAUGUUGAGAAGCUGGAGGAGAUGCGAGAGCUGGAAAGGAAAGAGAACGCCUUUACGCCUGCUCCCAGUCCUUACUACAUGGAGCUGACCAAGCUGCUGCUGAACUAUGCGUCAGACAACAUCCCUAAAGCAGAUGAGAUCCGCACGCUGGUCAAAGACCUCUGGGACACGCGGAUUGCCAAACUCCGCCUCUCCGCCGACAAAUUCAUCAGCCAGCUGGAGGCUCACGCGAAGCUGGACAACCUGACUCUGAUGGAGAUCAACACCAUACGAGCGUUUCUUCUCGACUCUCUGAACUGCAUGUACAAACUACGCUCCAAUCUGCUGCCUGGCUCAAGUAAAGGACAGUUCACGGACUAUUGAUCCGCAGAAGGCAACCGGUUUGGAUUCUGGACUGAUCUGAUCAGCCUCGGACUGAAGUCUGUACUUUCUCGUUUUAAGUUUUAGUCACAAGAUGUAUGUUAAUAGUUGAUUGAGGCUUAAUGACUUUAGCGCAGCUUUUUUAAGGAGUUGUACAUAUUUCUUCCUGUGUAACUUGUGUUAAACAUUUAACGAUUUAAGAGUGCUCAAAAAAUAUUAAAACUGCCACAAUAUUUGUGUAUGUCUCUACAUGUCAAAUGAAUUGUAUUAUUUCUGGGCUACUUAUGUUUUUUUUAGGAAAUUGAUUGUGGGAUUUUUACUUUUUGGACAAUUGAGAGAACCAGUGGUUGGUCUACUUCCAAAAAAGUUAAUUUUCUGAUGUAAUAAAAGGCUGUCUAGUACAAUAAAAUUUGGCACACUGCUAUGAAA
Messenger RNA from Gasterosteus aculeatus aculeatus (three-spined stickleback), 1405 nucleotides. RefSeq names its product GINS complex subunit 2 (gene gins2). The record is from RefSeq and is a predicted model, not a curated record. Gene Ontology annotation, cellular component: nucleus; GINS complex. NCBI's taxonomy places the organism in Eukaryota, Metazoa, Chordata, Actinopteri, Perciformes, Gasterosteidae. Gene Ontology annotation, biological process: DNA replication; double-strand break repair via break-induced replication.